Molecule: messenger RNA, 348 nt
Organism: Meleagris gallopavo (turkey)
Lineage: Eukaryota; Metazoa; Chordata; Aves; Galliformes; Phasianidae
Source: RefSeq, a predicted model, not a curated record
CAUGGCUCAGCUCCCCCAGGAGGAAAAGGCUAAGAUUGCUGAGCAGGUAGAGAUAUUUCACCAAGAAAAGAGUAAACUGGAUGCGGAGGUGGCCAAGUGGGACGACAGUGGUAAUGACAUCAUUGUGUUGGCAAAGCAGAUGUGCAUGAUUAUGAUGGAAAUGACAGACUUCACUAGAGGUAAAGGACCACUGAAGAAUACAUCUGAUGUCAUUAAUGCAGCCAAGAAGAUUGCAGAAGCAGGUUCAAGGAUGGACAAACUAGCACGGGCAGUAGCUGAUCAGGUAAUAGCAAAAAUAAUCAGAGAUACAACACAAUAACACAAUUUCUACCAAUGAGUCACAUUGUA